CAAAAAUGUACUCAAAACCAAAGCCGAGCCGAGCCGAGCCGCUCAUAUUUGUUUUCUCAUUAUUUGGUGGCUAGCUGUUGUCAGUCUCCGAAUCCACCAUAUUUGAACCGAAUAGAACAGAACAGAACAGCCUCCUACUCUUUCUUCCCCACCGACCUUCGUUUUCCCCCUUUCACACUGCUGUCUGUGUGACCUCCCUCCAUAUGUACUGUGCACACAUGCCCAAUUGAAUUUGAAUUUGAAGUUGAAGGUGAAGGUGAAGGUGAAGGUAUUCCAUUUUGACCGGCUAUGGCCUCUCGCUCUGGAAGAUUCUCCGAGACGCAGGUCGCGGUGAGGUCAGAAAUUAGUCCUCAGAGAAGUUUAAAUCAACUCGCCGUCUCCAAGCCUCCUCUGCCUCGAGCUGUUGCUGUUGUUUACUAUUUGUCCAGAAAUGGUCACCUUGAACAUCCUCAUUUCGUCGAGGUUCCUCUUUCGUGUCCUCACUCCGGUCUCUUCCUCCGAGAUGUGAUUUGCCGAUUGAAUGUUGUUCGUGGAAAAGGCAUGGCGGCUUUGUAUUCAUGGUCUUCCAAAAGGAGCUAUAAGAAUGGAUUUGUGUGGCACGAUCUGGCGGAGGACGAUUUCAUCUACCCGGCGCACGGCAACGAGUACGUACUCAAAGGAUCGUUGCUUCCGCCGGCGCCGGCGCCGCCUCGACAGCAACAGGAAUCGGAGAUUCAAAAAUCCGAUCGCCGGUCGCGGCGGGGGAACCAGUCCUGCAGCUCGAUCGACUUCUCCGUGGAGGAAGAGUACAGCGUAUACAAGACGGCGGAGUCCUUCUCCGGCCGAUCAGCCGCUGCGGACGCCUCUACUCAGACGGAUGACAUCCGCCGGCGCCGGCUCCGGCAGCAUCCGGAGAUAGCGGAGGAGGAGAAUAAAAGGAAGGAGGCGCCGCGAGACGAGAUCGAGAUCUCGAUCUCCCCGCCGCCGUCGGAUUCGAGUCCGGAAACCCUGGAAAAGCUGAUGAAAGCCGAAGGACGGGUGUUUCCCCAUACCUGCCAAGGUGAUCUUUCCGGUUCCGGCGGCAAUAAAAUUCAGAGGACUCCUGCUCCUCCUCCUCCUCCGCUGCCGAUUGCCGGUAAAUCGACGUCGGUUCUUAUGCAGUUAAUAACUUGCGGGUCAAUUUCGUUUAAGGAUUGUAGGGCGGGGCAGGGGUUGAUCCCGCAGUACAAAAUCCGACGCGGCGGCGGUGGCGGUGGCGGUGGGGGAGUGAAAUUGGAGGAGAAAGAAUAUUUCAGCGGUAGCUUGGCGGAGACGAAGAAAGAUGAGUUAGUGUCGUUGAAACGGUCCAGUUCGUACAAUGCGGAGCGGUGAUCCGUACUGUAUCUGUAAUUCUGUAUGUGUAAUCUGCAUCUGGUUGCAGAGGUGUUUUUGAGGCCGUUUCGUUUCUGAAUUGUGCACAGCACACCGCAGGCUCUCACAUGCUGUUUGAUUCGCAACAGCAACAGUAUUAAUUUUUUUUUUUUUUUUUAUU
This is a messenger RNA of Andrographis paniculata, 1510 nucleotides long. Its product is annotated as protein SOSEKI 5-like. The record is from RefSeq and is a predicted model, not a curated record. The transcript is spliced from 3 exons. NCBI's taxonomy places the organism in Eukaryota, Viridiplantae, Streptophyta, Magnoliopsida, Lamiales, Acanthaceae. The coding region runs from base 289 to 1350 and encodes 353 amino acids.